AUGCAGGCAGUAGGAGGUACAGUUGUCCUUGAAAAUGCCACAGGAGGCAGCAGUGCCGAUAGAAGGGAGAGCGACAGAGGCAAGCAUUUGAGUCCUCUUGGUGGUGAGGUUGGAGGCACUGAGCUGCAGAGCUACAUGGUCUCUGCACCAGCAGCGGCAGCAGCACGAGCAGCUGCAGGCGGUCUCUCCCCCACAACAGACUCGGCAGCACACGCAGCAACAAGUUCAUCAGGAGCAGGCGGCAUACGCCGAAGGCUGGGGAUUCGGGGGCGUCGUGACAGGCGGUUGAAGAGCCUUCAGCGAUCUCUGCAUAUUUCCCCCGCAGCAACAGCAACAGGAGCAGAUGUUAAGGGUCAUGUCCCUUCUACUGCAUACCCAGUGGGGGGGUUCAAGAGUUUUGGCAAAAGCCACCCUAGAGGCUCAGGAAGUGCCAGCAGCAGCACCAGCACCAGCGAGUCGUACAGUUUUAUUCCUUUUGGGAGCCAGCAGCUGGAGAGGCAUAGUCGUGUUGCCGCUGCUGUUCGCUCUCUGCUGAUGUUGCUGCUAACAGGCUUAGCGGUGGCUUGGCUGACGAGGCAGGCGCACAUCUUCAGAUGCAACAGAGAAGGCCUUGCUGCUCUUCAAGAUGAUUACCAGCAGCUGCAGCAUGAGUUGCAGCAGCUUUCGUUCCCCUUUGCUUCUGGUGUUUCCCUCGCUGAAGCAGAAGCAGCAGCAGAAGCAGCAGCAGAAGCAGCAGCAGCACCUGCAGCAGCAGCAGCAGCAGCAGCAGCCGGCGCAGCAAACGACGAAGAUCUGCAGCUCCUAAGGAAAUGGCGCAACACACAGGAUCGACUGCAGGGCCUUCAGAAUCUCAUCGAGUCCGCUCGGGAAGGGGUAGCAGCAGCUGCAGCUGCAGCAAGACACGGAGCGGCAGCGACGGGAGAGGAAGAGGCAAACACGCAGCCUCCAAUACCUCCCUUGAGCAUCGAAGAAGCAGAAGAAGAAAUUCACUUGCUUUCCGAGGAGCUUGAGCAGUUAAAGCAGCAAAGAGCUGACUUAGAAGCAAUCGUUAAGCUCAAAGCACGACUGCAGCACGAAGAAGCAGCAGUUGCAGUGCAUGCAGACAAAGGCUUGCAAUGCCCUGCCGCCUCCUGCAGCAACAGUAGCAGCACCAACAAGAGCAGCAGGAAAAAUCUCCUUGAGGUGUAUAUGCAGCUCAUGCUCCUGGAGAAGCUGUAUGAGGGCCUUGGGUGGCACGCUGAUCUGUCGAAGACCCGAAGGCUGAAGAUAGCCCUGAAGGAAAGCGUUGAAAAAUUGCAGCAAAAUUGUGUCGGAGAGCCUUGGGCUGCUGCGCUGCUGCUGCUGCUAGAGCGCGACCAGCUGCAGCAGGAAACAUCAGCUGCAAAAGAAAAACUACAGAAGAUGCUUGCUGAUCCCCCAGGCCGUCUAACGAGACUUGCUGCUGCUGCCUCGCAAUCUCUUCAGGGAUCUAAGCAGCUCUUAACAAGAGUUGCUUCGCUGCUGCGCUGGCGGUGGGGCAGCGGAAGCCGCCCUGCUGCUAUAAUUGCUGGUGCUUCGGAGUCUAGUGCAGCAGCGGGCGACGGGGGCGGAACAACAGCUGAAGUUACGGACAGAAGACCAGCAGAAGCAGAAGCUGUAGCGGCAACAGCAGAAAGACUGGCACAACGGGAACAAGAGCGCCAACGGGAGAGAGAGGAGGAAGCGAAGGAGAUUGAAGAUCUCGAACAAGAGAUUGUUGCAGCAAAUUCUUUUCUUGCGGUGCAGCUGCCACAACUGCAGCAGCUGCAGCAGCUUAGCUCAGGGGAAUUUAAAGCGUGGCUUGAAGAGAAACAAGAACAAGCAGCAGCUCAAACAAAAGGCAUUCAGGAAACCCUACACGAACUUGAACAGCUGUUGAAUGCCCCAACAGCAGUAACAAGGCAGCGACGAGUUGCCGAUCCGAAACGCCAGCAGCAGCAACAACAGCUGGAGCAGCAACAGGAGCAGCAGGAGCACCCUUCUGCGCCGUUCCUUGAAGAUUUGCAAAGGGUUCAGGAGGCGGCUCAAGCGAUUCAGGAGCGUUUGGCGCAAAACCAGCAGCGGGCAACAAAUUAG
Eimeria maxima is the source of this 2094-nucleotide messenger RNA. RefSeq lists its product as hypothetical. Lineage: Eukaryota; Apicomplexa; Conoidasida; Eucoccidiorida; Eimeriidae. The record is from RefSeq and is a predicted model, not a curated record. The transcript has a single exon. The coding region runs from base 1 to 2094 and encodes 697 amino acids.